AUGUCUGAAUUUUCCAAGUAUAAAAAGACCGACUUGAGUCAAGUGUUGAAGAAGUUGGGUGUUCGUACCACCGCUAAGGAUGUCAAAAAGGUUUUGGUUGAGAAAUUAGACGCUUACCUUGCCAAAUUCCCCAAGGAUGUGAAUGCAGUUAGAAAAUUCCUUGAAGAAACUGGUACCAAUGAAGUGGAUGAAGAGGAAGUCACCGUUAUUGAAGCUGGUGAUGAUGAUGAUGAUGAUGACGAUGACUCUGAGGACGAUGAUGAAGAUGAAGAAGAAGAGGAAGAAAUAUUGGAAGCUGUUUUGGCUGAAGAAGAUGACGACGAAGACAAGGAUUAUCAAGCCCCACCUCCAUUGAACUUGAAAGAAUUCAUCUUGGACCCCAUAAUCGCCACUAGUGAAAAUGCCAUUGAUAAAUUUUACGAUUUUACUGAUUCUGUAGGAAUCACAUAUUUGGAACAUACCGAAAAAUUGAGAGAUCAAUUAAGUUCAACAAUUACAUUAAACUUUUUAGAAUUGGGAUUAGAAUUGUUAAUCUACUUGUACAAUUACACCACUGUGGUUCCCUUGAAUGAGAAUAAAUUGAUUCAUCAAUUUUUCCAUGAUAAUAUUCCUUUGUUGGCCAAAUCCCAAUUGCCCACAUUGGAAUUGAUCAACUUGUUUGAAUUCAAAGCCAUUGCUACAUUUGCCACUUGGAUUAUAUUUGCCAUUAUUUCACCAUCAAUCAUUUCCUAUUUUUUCAACUUCACAUCUCGAGUAGUUGAUGUUGAUGAUGAUGAAUACUUGUUGAGAAUUUAUUCAUUUGAUCCAUUUGUGUUUGCCUUGAGUAAAAUCUUGGUUUAUUAUUUUGUUGGACAAAGCUCAAUUAUUGAGUUUGCCACCAAUGAAAGUUGGGUUAGUGCCUUGUGGAAUAGAGCUUUGUUACAUUUAGGAUUGUAUCAUUCAUUUGCUGCUACUUUGGGUACUUUGCCUUAUGUUUUGGGAGGAGUCAAUGUUUUGAUUGCAUUGUAUUCUCAAUUUGAAGAGUAUUAA
Lodderomyces parapsilosis is the source of this 1029-nucleotide messenger RNA. RefSeq lists its product as uncharacterized. Gene Ontology annotation, cellular component: membrane. NCBI's taxonomy places the organism in Eukaryota, Fungi, Ascomycota, Pichiomycetes, Serinales, Debaryomycetaceae. The coding region runs from base 1 to 1029 and encodes 342 amino acids. The transcript has a single exon. The record is from RefSeq and is a predicted model, not a curated record.